This is a messenger RNA of Aspergillus pseudotamarii, 2427 nucleotides long. Its product is annotated as vacuole effluxer Atg22 like-domain-containing protein. Lineage: Eukaryota; Fungi; Ascomycota; Eurotiomycetes; Eurotiales; Aspergillaceae. Gene Ontology annotation, biological process: regulation of DNA-templated transcription; amino acid transmembrane export from vacuole. The record is from RefSeq and is a predicted model, not a curated record. Gene Ontology annotation, molecular function: DNA-binding transcription factor activity. Bases 1 to 2427 code for a protein of 808 amino acids. The transcript has 7 exons.
AUGACAGACUCCAGUGCACCUUCACAGGUAUCUCAUACCCACCAGUCUCGCGUAGACGAUGGGAAACUCUCGGAGCAGGUUUUUCAGGAAUCGACUCCAGAUAAGGAUCUGGAACAGCCAAUCGCACCUGAUCAGUUUGAUGUGAGAUACUGUACCACAAAAUGGGAAAUAUGGGCAUACUAUGCUUAUUAUAUUGGAAACAAUGGAUUAUCUCUAUUCAACUUCGGCCCAACUGCAUUCCAAAACCUACUCAGCCAAGCCGCAGGCGAUAGCGGAACCCUCUACUUUGCAGGACGACAGCGUUCCAUCAAUAGUAUCGUACUUCUCAGCAAUGGAAUCUCGUUCGCCAUCCAAGUGGUCAUCUUUCUAGUCAUCGGUAGUUUCGCCGAUUUCGGUACAUGGCGACCCAAUAUCCUGAUCACCCUUUCAAUAAUCGCAUAUGCUAUCGGCUUCGGCUGGCUCGGCGUCCACACGGCAGACAAAUGGCACGUCGGCGUGGGACUGUACAUCGUUGGCUUAAUCGCCUAUCAAACGACGCUGACCUUCUGGACGGCAGCAUUCCCGGGUUUGGCACGCAAUACACCUGAGAUGAAAGCAAAAGCCGAUGCCUACACCGCGGGAACUAUAUCGCGUGAUGAAUACGACCAGGCCGAUACGAUAGAGCGGAGUAGGUUGGCGAACAUGGCUUUCUAUGUCCAGUCCUGUGCCGAGGUGGUCAUCCUUGCGAUUAUUGUGGGUAUCAUGUUUGGAGUGCGUGUCAAUGCAAGUGAGGAAAAUAAUAAUUGGGGCUUGAGUGUUUUGAUUGCCUUUGCGAGUGGUGUGUGGCUGCUCGUUUCGUUACCUUGGUUCUUCCUUGAGAAGCGUCGGCCAGGACAAGAUCCGCAGGGGAGAAAUAUCUUCGUCGCGGGUCUGUGGCAGCUUUAUUAUGCUGCGAAGCAGGUGUGGAGGUUGAAACAGAGCUUGCUUUAUCUUGUUGGAUAUUUCCUCUUGGGAGACUCAUUGAACACAACUGUGACUGUGAUAUCGACCUUGCAGAACAGUGUGGUCUCUUAUAACACUCUGGAAUUGACUUACCUUCUGAUCGCUGGAAUCGCAGCUCAGGCAGUGGGGAUCUACGGCUUCUGGUUCAUCCAGCAACGCUUCAAGCUCGGCACUAAAACCAUGUUCAACACCAUUGCCGUCGCAAUUAUAUUACUCGAUGGCUGGGGCAUGAUAGGCAUCUGGACACAGAAAUUUGGUUUCCACCAUGGUUGGGAGUUCUGGCUCUACCAAGUAUAUUACGGCCUGUUCGUCUGCCCGUGGUAUAGUUACUCGCAAAUCAUGAUCUCCGAAGUCGCACCCCGUGGCCACGACUUCCUCUUCUUUAGUUUAUUCAGUAUCGUUGGCAAGACCUCGUCGUUCAUUGGGCCUCUGGUCUCGAGUGCUAUUAUCGAUGCGACCCCGUCUGGAAACGCCUCGAUGCCAUUCUACUUUCUAUUUGGGCUGAGCGUGGCCAGUUUUGCUGUUUUAGCGAUCUGGCUGGAUCUAAAGAAGAGUCGGCGAGAGCAGGAGCAGUUUCUUCAGGGUAAGGAUGGGAAUGGGUCGGGGGACAUUCCAUCAUGGCCAUUUCGCACACCAUGGUUUUCGCCCGACCACAGCAGCAGAAGGAACCAGUCCCUCCCUGGUGAACCCCCUUGGGAGUCGGUACCCGACUUCACGGCACCAGGACUUAACUGGAACGAUGAUAUGCUAGAGACCCAGUCUGAGCAGCGCCCUGUUGCCGCUCAAGGCCGACCAGAUCCCCUACUUCCUUCGGAUAUGUUGUCGCCAUCGUCGAACACGCUGGUUUCUGUUUCUCUUACGGCGCCGUUCGGUCGAAUCGAAGAGACCGCUCUGGCGAGGCUGUCCAGUCCAUUAAAUGCGUCGUAUACGGGGACCGGGUUCAAUGGUAUUAUGUCUUUUAUUGUUUGGUUGUUCUUUGACCAAUGUGAUCGAAACCAUGACUUACCGGUACCAGGUUAUCCUAUUACUAGUACCCAUGGUGAUAACCACCUCUCCCUAGACUCUCACCAGCAUAGUGUAUCUCAGCAACAGAACCCCGGAUUCAUCAAUAACGAAACUCUACCUUCGAACACUGGCGUCGCAGACUCAUUACCCGCCCAAGAAUACCCAGCUGAGACAUUAUCCCCCGAAGAGUCGAGCAACCGUCGUUCUAAGCGAAAAGCUGGCACCCUCGAACAGGACCCUAGCGAUGAUAAGGCCACAACAGCCAUCAAACGACAGCGCAACACCAUGGCUGCCCGGAGGUACCGUCAGAAGGGACGUGAUCGCAUUGCUGAACUGGAGUAUGCUUUGAGGGACAUGGAGCACGAGCGAAACGAGCUUAGGCUCCAACUGGCCAGGAGAGAGGCGGAGGUAGCUGCUUUGAAGGAGAUGUUGAGGGGGUAG